Phyllotreta striolata is the source of this 2283-nucleotide messenger RNA. NCBI's taxonomy places the organism in Eukaryota, Metazoa, Arthropoda, Insecta, Coleoptera, Chrysomelidae. The record is from the annotation of a GenBank genome assembly.
AUAAACCUCCAGGGCCGCUCGCUACAUUUUUCGACCUUCCCUUCAGCCUCAUAGCAACCUCAACCUGUUGCGCAUUACCGUUGAGUCUGAAUUUUCACAGAUUUUGCGUUGCAUUUUCUCAGUUCAACGCCAAGGGUUUCCUUCCUUCCUUCCUCAUUCGCUACCGGGCCGAACGCGUUUUCGGGACUAAAUUUGGGCGAAUAGGCCGGAUCUUUGAACUGUGAAAUAUAGAUUUUACUUUACGGUUUAAUAGAAACAGGUGAUAUAUUUAAUUUGUAAAAUGUAUGGAAUGCUAUUGGAAAGUGUGCAACACUUUGUACGGUUAGAGUACGGAGAAGAUGUCUGGCAGAAGACAUUAACAAUGGCCGAUUGUAAAUUUUCCGUUUUUAACACUCACCAAACCUAUCCAGAUAGCACAAUGUCUUCGCUAGCUUCAGCUUUAGCUUCAAUUACUAAUCAAACAGCGGAUGACACGAUGAUGUUCUUUGGCAGAUGCUUCGUCAGAUUUUUCAGUAAUUUCGGUUACGAUGUGACAAUAAAAGCGACCGGACGUUAUUUUGCGGAUUUUCUGAACAGUAUCGAUAACAUUCAUUCGCAAUUCAGGAUAUCUUAUCCAAAAAUGAAAAGCCCCUCGAUGUAUUUGACGGAUAUCGACAAAGGCGGUUGCGUGUUGAUGUAUAGAAGUACAAGGUCGGGUUUAACACAUUACGUUAUGGGCCAGCUAAUGCAAAUAGCCAAGGAUUUUUUUGAUUUGGAAUUGGAAACGAACGUGAUAGAAAGUAAUGAGAAAGUCUCAACAGAAGGAAAACAGUUGAUUAUUGUAAAAUUGCGAUUAAAUUUUGAUAAUACCCAAUACAUGGCAACAAAAAAGGAGGCUAAAGCGAACGAAAUCAAAUGUGAUCUUCCGCCGUUUGAAUGUAGUUUGUUAAGGCAAUUAUUCCCGUUUACCGUGUUGCUCGACUCUACGCUCACAAUAAAAGGCAUCGGCGAAAAGUUGGCGGAGGUGGCUGGAGGAAAGGAAAAGUUGGUAGGCCAACCUUUCACGAAAUAUUUCAAAUUAAGGACUCCCAAAGGCAUAUCGCUAAAGUGGAAUAGCCUGUACUAUCUCAAGUCUGUCACGUUCGAAAUCGAAUUUCUGCGAUCGGAGUUGAUGAAAUCGAACAUGAAAUCGCUACAAACGCCCGAAGAAAGAGAAAAAGAUGAUUUAACAACCAGAGAGAUAGAAAUUGAUGGAAAAAGUAUUUCCCCGUACGCCUUAAGAAGGGAUAGCCAACCGGGAUUACGAAAUAUCCUUCUGAAGGGACAGAUGAUGUAUUUGAGCGACGCUGAACGGAUUAUUUAUUUUUGCAGUCCCGUAAUUAACGACAUUAGUGAAUUACCAGACCAGGGUCUAUAUUUAAACGAUUUAAACUCCCACGGUUUGAGCAAGGAAAUGGUUCUGGCAGGAUGGCAAAGCAGUUCGAGAUUACGAUUGAUGUUCGACAAAGCGGAACAAAGGGCAUCCGAGCUGGAAAACAAUUACGCACUUUUGAACGUGUGGAAGAGGAGAGGAGACGAUCUGCUCUAUUCGAUGCUUCCUAAGCCAGUGGCAGAUUGUUUGAGAGCUGGAAAUAAUCCGUUGGAUACUUGCAAGAGUUUCGAUUUAAUAACGGUCAUGUUCUGCGAGUUAGUGGGAUUCAAUUCAUCGACGGCGGAAGAUGCUAUGGAACUGGUUAGCACAAUGAAUGCAGUUUUUUCUUGUUUCGAUUCCUUGAUGGACAAAUUUAAUGUAUACAAGGUGGAGACUGUUGGACAAAUAUACAUGGCUGUUUGUGGAGCACCCAAUAAAAAUGACAACCAUGCUUCAAAUAUUACUGAUGUUUCCUUAGAGAUGGUGCGUCACGUUCGGCAAUUACAAAUUCCUUCUGGAAAAAAAGUUGAUGUUAGAAUAGGCAUACAUUCAGGUCCUGUAGUAGCAGGAGUAGUUGGGAUUAAACUGCCCAGGUACUGUUUCUUCGGAGACACAGUAAAUACGGCUUCUAGAAUGCAGUCUACUAGCGAGCCUGGCAUGGUACAUUUAUCAGAAACUACACGAAAUUAUUUACCAACAGGAAGAUAUAUUUUAACAAGUCGAGGAACUGUUAAACUGAAGGGCAAGGGAGAUAUGCGAGCUUAUUGGGUAUUCGAAAAUAUUUAUCACGAUGAAGAUGAUGAAGAAGAAGAAGAAGAAAAAACUAAUGAAAAAUAAAUUAAUGAGUAGAUAUUAUAUUUAAUCUACACACUAAUAAAAUAGUCUAUUGAAUA